Belonocnema kinseyi is the source of this 1178-nucleotide messenger RNA. RefSeq names its product zinc finger protein 330 homolog (gene Noa36). Gene Ontology annotation, cellular component: nucleus. The record is from RefSeq and is a predicted model, not a curated record. NCBI's taxonomy places the organism in Eukaryota, Metazoa, Arthropoda, Insecta, Hymenoptera, Cynipidae. The transcript is spliced from 5 exons. Bases 129 to 1055 code for a protein of 308 amino acids. Gene Ontology annotation, molecular function: zinc ion binding.
AAGCACUCUAAACUGCUGAGCUGACAGAGCUGACAGAUUUUUAAAGAGGUUACGUUACGUGUUUGUACGAAAUUUUAAAUUUGUUUUUUUAUUUGAUUAAAAUAGUGAUUAUUUGUUGAGUGUGAAAAAUGCCGAAAAAGAAAACGGGCCAAAGAAGGAAAGCUGAGAAGCAGCGUUUAAGACAAAAAGAAAUAAGGACAGGAAAAACUCAAGUGGACUUGGCGAAAUUACCUUGCAAUGCUGUGAUGGAAUGCGACAAGUGCAACAAAAAGCAAAAAAGUCGCGCUUUUUGCUACUUUUGCCAAAAUAUACAACGAUUGCCUAUUUGUGCUCACUGUGGAAAAGUAAAAUGCAUGUUGAAAACAGGAGACUGUGUUGUGAAACAUGCUGGUGUCUUUACGACUGGAUUAGGAAUGGUCGGGGCGAUUUGUGAUCACUGCGAGGCAUGGGUUUGUCACGGAAGACGUUGCUUGACAUCGCACUCCUGCACCUGUCCGUUGAUCGACGCAGUGUGUCAGGAGUGCGAGCGGAGUGUCUGGGACCACGGAGGACGAAUUUUUCGCUGCAGUUUCUGCGACUGUUUCCUCUGCGAGGACGACCAAUUUGAGCACCAAGCCUCCUGCCAGGUCCUCGAGGCGGAGAGCUUCAAGUGCCAAUCUUGCAACAAGUUGGGACAAUAUUCCUGUCUGAGAUGCAAAACGUGCUACUGUGAAGAUCACGUCAGGAGGAAGGGAUUCAAGUAUGAGAAGAACAAGAGCAUUCCCUGUCCAAAGUGCAGCUACGAAACUUCCCAGACGAAGGAUCUCAGCAUGUCGACGAGGACCCACAAGUUUGGAAGACAGAAUAUGAGUGGGAUGUACGAAUCUGAUGAGGAAAACGAGGGAUACAGUUAUGGAGCCAGCAGCUAUAGUUAUGGCAACGAUGAUAUUUCCGACGAUGAUGAUUCCGAGGAAGACGACGAUGACGAUGAAGACGAUGAAGAAGAAAGCGAGGACGAGAAGGAGGAAGAAGCAUCUGGUGAAAAGGAUUCCAAGGAAAAGAAAAAGGAUCCAUAAGUUUUUCCGUCUUGAAACUAUUAAAUGAUAUGUUGGAAGCAAUAAAAAUCACUUUCUGUAAAUACAAAAUGUGCUCAUUUCAACACUUUAAACCUUGAUUACUCAUAAAUAACUAUAUUCAAA